Molecule: messenger RNA, 459 nt
Organism: Prorocentrum cordatum
Lineage: Eukaryota; Dinophyceae; Prorocentrales; Prorocentraceae
Source: the annotation of a GenBank genome assembly
AUGUCGCGGCACCAGCUCGCCCGCGAGGAGUGCCGCGGCGCGCCCCCCACGGCGCAGCCGCGGCCGAGGUCGCAGGCACAGCCGCGGCCCAUGUCGCGGCACCAGCUCGCCCGCGAGGAGUGCCGCGGCGCGCCCCCCACGGCGCAGCCGCGGCCGAGGUCGCAGGGCGCCGGGCGGGCGCCGGAGGCCUGGGGCAGCCGCCCUGGCACGCGAGGCACGCUGCCGUCCACCGCGGCCGCCUCGCCGAGGACUGGGACCUCGCAGGCGACCCAGCACGUCCUUGUGCACCACGGCGGCGACGCCAUGGCAAACUCCGAGCCCGCGGCCGACUGCGACAUUCAAGCUCGACACGGAGACCUGCUCCUGCCGCACCCGGCGCACGUCACGGGUCUCUGGGCGCGCAGCCUCGUGCCCAGCAAGCAGGCGCCGCAGCAGCUGCCGCGGCACGCCGCCGCCUGA